AUGCCAGGCCAGAUAAUCAGCAUUCCGUUUUUGUCGCAGAACGAAGACAUGGAUAAAUACCUGCUGGAGUAUCGCAGUUUGAAGCUACUUCACCAGCCCAGUAAUUCCUUCCAGUCUCACAAUGCCCCCUCUCACCAGUCAAGCUACCAUUCGCAUUACAAUCACAUCAAAUACAACAACACUGGUAGCUACUACUACUACAACAACAACAACAACAACAGCAGCAGUGCGAACCCUCAUAUCCAGGCUGGUCUACAGUCUAUUAACAGAUCUAUACCAUCAUCUCCAUACGGGGCUUACAAUCACAAUAGACCUAAUGACGUACCAUAUAUGAACAACCAAAAGAAACAUCACAGAUUCAACGCCAACAAUAACUUGAAUCAACAGAAGUAUAAGCAAUACCCUCAGUAUUCCUCUAAUCCCGCGGUUACUGCGCAUCUGAAGCAAACAUACCCUCAAUUGUAUUACAAUAGCAACGUCAAUGCUCACAACAGCAACAACAGCAACAAUAACAGCAACGCCAACAAUAUUCUUUACAACCAGACACAAUUCUCUACAAGGUACUUCAACUCAAACUCCUCCCCCUCGUUGGCCUCUUCCACCUCGAACUCAUCCUCUCCGUACAACCAAAGCAGCUUUGAUUACAUCCUGCCAUCAACGACAAAUCUAUCGUCGUCAUCAUCAAACAACUCUACGCACACCAACCCGACCACUGCAACAUCCACGUCCGCCGACUUAAUCAAUGAUUUACCCAAGGGCCCUACGUCCAGUUCGCUCAUCUCUGAUUUGCAAUCUCCGCCUGCUGUGCCUUUCCUACCAGCCAGCCAAACCCUGCUCAUGUCCUCCGCCACAUCUUCCUCCAUUGGCACCAACAUAAACCAAACGCAACCUUCACCAUCUCCAUCGCAGAGGGAAGAUUUUGCGACGGUACCAGUGAACAUGUCGUCGUCCGCGUCGCUCUUGAUGAAUGAUUCUUCUUUGGGAUGGGGGUCUAACCACAUGAAUGUAUCUUCAUCUUCUCAACCAGCAUCGUCAAGACCCUUUGGCAUUUGGAAUACUGACAUGAGCGUUUGGAGUUAA
Molecule: messenger RNA, 1080 nt
Organism: Saccharomyces paradoxus
Lineage: Eukaryota; Fungi; Ascomycota; Saccharomycetes; Saccharomycetales; Saccharomycetaceae
Exons: 1
Coding region: 1-1080 (359 amino acids)
Source: RefSeq, a predicted model, not a curated record